Molecule: messenger RNA, 1030 nt
Organism: Asparagus officinalis (garden asparagus)
Lineage: Eukaryota; Viridiplantae; Streptophyta; Magnoliopsida; Asparagales; Asparagaceae
Product: probable alpha-1,6-mannosyltransferase MNN10
Exons: 5
Coding region: 86-730 (214 amino acids)
Biological process (GO): protein N-linked glycosylation
Cellular component (GO): Golgi membrane
Molecular function (GO): glycosyltransferase activity
Source: RefSeq, a predicted model, not a curated record
UCAUCACGCCUGAGGAUAGCGAUUGGUGAGCUCUCGCGACGAGGAAGACGAAAGGGCGCCACGUCAGCGGUCGUUCAAGGGCCUGAUGGCGCUGGUCGAGGGUAACAAGAGGUCGUAUGCGGAGAGGAUGGGGUAUGAUUUCCUCGAUGCGAGGAGCUUGGUUGAUCGCAGCCGUCCGCCUAAUUGGAGCAAGAUCUUGGCCGUUCGUCACUAUUUGGACCGAUAUGAUUGGGUUUUCUGGAACGACGCUGACACCUUGGUGACAAAUUCCAACAUUUCUUUGGAGAGUAUUCUGAAAGCAGCUAUAGGUCACUUGGACUUACAUGCUUCACAUGAUUUGGUUGUAACUGAGGACACUAAUGGCAUUAAUUCAGGAGUGUUCUUCAUACGACGAUCAAACUGGAGCAAAGAUUUUCUAGACAAAUGGUGGAACCAAACAUCAUUUAUACAAUUUGGUUCCACCAAAAGUGGCGACAAUGCCGCAAUGAAGCAUCUAGUUGAUGGUUUGACAUCAGAGGAGCUACGAGAUCAUGUACGCAUAUCCCCCAUGCAAUGUCUAUUCAACUCGUAUGUUUGGAACCUAACGUGGAAAUCUGCUUACCGUCUGAUCACCUCACCUCAAACUAUUUGGAAAGGGGCCUAUUCCAAGGGAGAUUUUUUGGUGCACCUUGCUGGAUUUGAUAAUAAGAGGGAAUGGGCUGCUAAGAUUCUUCAGGAAAUAAAAGCUUGAGCAAUGAAGGUAUGUAUGAUUUAAAGAUCAGUUACUGAUGAGAUGCAGAGAUAAUUUCCACAUACAAUCGUUUGUUCUUUCUGUCUCUAAUUGUCUCUGUUCACUUGUAGUAGCAAAAUAGUUAUAUUUUGUGCUACCUGGCCCAUGUAAAAUUGUGCCAGUCGAUUACACGUAGUAUUGGAGUCCCUACCUAGAUGAAGUGAAAAUAUGUUUAUACAUGUAUCACUAAUGUUGUAAUAAACGAUAUGUAAAUUAAGCGAGAGUUCGUAUUUGUACAUUUAAUUUAUUAUUAUUUGUUCA